Molecule: messenger RNA, 7587 nt
Organism: Orussus abietinus
Lineage: Eukaryota; Metazoa; Arthropoda; Insecta; Hymenoptera; Orussidae
Product: TOX high mobility group box family member 4
Exons: 12
Coding region: 385-2280 (631 amino acids)
Biological process (GO): regulation of transcription by RNA polymerase II
Cellular component (GO): nucleus
Molecular function (GO): chromatin DNA binding
Source: RefSeq, a predicted model, not a curated record
CUCGGAGCCCCGACGCGUCGCCGACGUCGCCCGACCGCCGAGAGUCCCCACCUCGAGACUUUGCGGCCGGUUUCCCGCGGAACCGGGCCCGCCCUCGGGGCCGGCGACGGUGCGGAGGAUUCCUCGCGAGUGAACCUUUCCAGCUGUGCGGCGAAACUCGGCCGAUCUCGCGAUCCUCCCGAGGGAGAGUGCCAGGAAGCGUCGCGCCGGCCGCCAUGACAGGGCCGCCGACCCCGCCGGCCGCCUAGGUCGUCCGCUGGUCGCCUGGCCUAGGUCAGGGACCCGGGCCCCGAUCGCGAUCGGCCCUCUCGCCCGCGACUGCGCGCUCGCGUCCAGGGUGCGCGCCCAUCACCCGGGGGCAGACCCUGGGUUGGUCCCCGUACCAUGAGCGACGGCAUCGUCGGCGCAAUUGCCAUCAGCCUGUUCGGCGGCGAAAAGAGGAGGCGCGACAGCAUGGACGCCGGCUACUCGAUGCUCACCAGUGACCUCGACGUCUGCAGGAUGUUCGAUCAGUACUCCUAUAAGAGAAGCGACAACCUCGACCUGUCCCUGAGCGUGCCUCAGCACCACCCGACGUCGUAUCACCACGACGGGUACAACAUGGCCGACCAGACAUUCCACACGCCGAGUUUCGGCGACGAGGACUUCGACAUUCCGGCGAUACACUCCCACCCGCACCAGCAACACCAGCAACAGCAGCAUCACCAGCAGCACGAUGCCUUGCACGCUUAUCAGCCACAGAUAAUGCAGGGUGGAGGAAUGCAACAAUCUCCCGAUGGGUUGAGUCUGGACCCCGGCGGGUAUCAACAGCCUCUUUACUUGCAACAAGAGCACUCGAUGCAGCCAAUCAACGUUAGCUCGGCCUAUAGCAGUCCACAAGGGUCGUACUCGACGAUGACGUCGCCGGGGCAGCAACACAGUGGUCAGCAGCUGCUGUUGUUGCAGCAGCAACAGCAACAGCAGCACUCCCACCAACAGCAGCAACAGCAGCAGCAACAACAACAGCAGCAGCAGCAUCAACAGCAAGUCCAGAUGCAGCACAUGCAGUACAUGCAUCCCCAACAACAGAUGCAGCAGCAGCAGCAGCAGCAGCAACAACAACAACAGCAACAACAACAACAACAACAACUGCAAUAUCGAAGCCCAACGGGCGGAAGUCCACCGGCGAUGCAACCUAGUGCUACCCCUGAAAACAACAACAACACGACAACCAGCGAAGAUAGUGACGAUAGCACACCGCAUUCGGCGAUGCUGGCCGGAAUAAAGCGACCAUCGCCGGAGCCCACGGACUCGGUUAGCAAGGCCCAGAAGAAACCGAAGGGCCAGAAGAAGAAGAAGAAAAGGGACCCGAACGAGCCGCAAAAGCCCGUCUCGGCAUACGCACUCUUCUUCAGGGACACUCAGGCUGCGAUCAAAGGACAAAAUCCGACUGCGAGUUUCGGCGAGGUCUCGAAAAUCGUCGCCUCUAUGUGGGAUGCUCUGGAAACCGAGCACAAGAACGUCUACAAGAAGAAGACUGAAGCGGCCAAGAAGGAGUACUUGAAGGCCCUAGCAGCGUAUAGGGCGUCGCUGGUCAGCAAGGGCGCCGGCGAGAACGAGCAGCAGCAACAGCAGCAACCGGUCCAAUAUGCCGGAUACGGAGGUUACGGAGGCAACGGUGCACCUGGAAACGUUGCUUACCAGGUGUACAGCCCGCAACCCCAGCCCCCGUCGCCCCAGCAGCAGCACCAGCAACAUCAGCAGCACCAGCAGCACCAGCAGCACCAGCAGCACCAACAGCACCAGCAGCACCAGCAGCAGCAGCAGCAGCAACAAAUGACCAUCAAGAAGUCCCCGCACCACCUAGCUGCUAUGCAAGGAAAUCCCCAGCAACAGCAGCAACAGGGAUUAAUGGGCAAUCCGAUGGCACCGCCACACAUGACGCAGCAGCAACACAUGCAGCAACAAGUAUCGCAGCAGCAGUACAUGCAGCAGGUACCCCAGCAACAGGUGCAGCAGGUGCAGGUGCAGCAACAGAUGCUGCACAUGAGCCCACCCAGGGGAGACUCGUUGUCGAGUCCCCCGCCGGUGGCCAACUCCCAGGGGAUGGGUGGACAACGUCCACCUGCGAACGCCUGCAUCCGCAGGGGUUGCCCCAACCCUGCAGUCGCCAACAGCGAGUGGGAGGAUGAGUAUUGCAGCAAUGAGUGUGUGGUCAGCCACUGCAGGUUUGUGGACGUCUUCACCACGUGGGUAUCGUCGAAUCAAAACCCCCAGCAGAACUUCUCCACGGUGAAAUAAGAAGCGGCCGUCGAUAGGAGUUCUUCGACUACACGGAGGCCUCGCGCCCAGGGGCCGUUGUUGACCCGUUGACAUGUAACUUCGUACACGAUAUGUAAAUAGGCACAGCGAGGAACUCGCCGGAUGAGAGCGACCGGAUGUGACGGGCCGAGAUUCGGAAUUGGGGAACGAGACGUGCAAGCUUAUCCUGCCCCAAUGCCGAAGACGAAGGCUGGCUCCAUCGGGCGAGGGCUGGACGGAGGAGAGAAAGAGAGUGAGAGAGAGUGAGAGACUUUCGUCCUUGGCGGAAUUUCCCGAAGACGUUGUCGCGGAUCGAGAGAGGAUUUUCCUGGGCCGAGGGUCCUAGAGACGAAGCCUUAGGGGAGAUCAUCCUGGACCGAAGGUGAGUCCUCGUUAGCGGUGCCGAAGACGGAGGAAGAACAGGACACGAAAGGGACACUUCCUAUUCCCACCUGGAGACGCGCGGUCUACCCGGAGGGGACUCGCUCCCAUCAGCAAUGGACCUGACCUUCGAUUUCUGGGAUACGGGCGGACCUUAACGCCGUUUCAAACCUUUGCAUUUAUUAACUACUCGCGACUAAUGCUAGGCUUCUCCUUGGAGAAGCCAGCAAGAAGGGCGAAACGGGAUCCGGGAGGCCUUCCAACUCUCCCUAGGUCUUGCGAAAGGAUCAGGUCCUCCUCUGCUGGGAAUCGCCACGUCCUGAAGAUAUCGACACUCCCGACUUAACUCUAUCGAUCGCGGAUAAGGGAGGAGAUUGAGAGAUAUCGUGGCGAUUCCCUGCAAAGCGCAUCCUUGGACUCUAGGUGUGGUGGUUCCACAAUUGCGCUCCUCUUCAAGUAAUAGCGGAUGAAUUGUACACGUAAGGUGGAGGACGCGCGGCCAGGAGGCGAAUCGCUUGUAAAUAGCUCUUUGGGCCGAUCUAGGUACUUUGUAUUUUCGCCGUCGAGCCGGAUCGGGUGUCCCGAUGACACCCGGAGUCCUGGCAGUGCCAUGGCCGAGGUUAAACGUUUUAUCUUAAACGUUUCUAGAUAGGAACGCGGAGGUAUAAGUAACGUCGAUCGAGAGGGUGCUGGUAGGAGCCGCCAGAAUGUUCCAAGAGGUUCUGGGAGGUCCCAGGAAGUCCCAGGGGUCCUAGAAAUUCCCUGGAGAUCCCAGAUCGUCCCAGGAGGUCCCGGAUGAUCCCAGGAGGUCCCAGAUGAUCCCAGGAGAUCCCGAGGUCAUUUUAUAGUGGAGAAGUGGCGAAACCAUAGGUUUCUAGUUCCUGAUCUCGUACCUGGUUCGGUACCAUGUCGCGGCUGGCUCGGUAACCGGGUUCCCGAUCGGAGGAACGUCUCACACCGUCUUCCUGAUGAUAGCUCGGUCUUGGACAGGAUCUUAGAGCUUACGGAAUCGGAGAGGACAUUGUUUAAUACAUAUACACUAAAUUGUUCAAAUCUACAGUGGUGGUUAGACGGAAAAUCAUUCGUUUCUAGACUCUUCCAGAAGUAAGCUGAGCGCGCAUUAUAAGACUUUUGGUACACAAAGUCUAACCGUGGACAGUAAAUAAUAAAACACGGAAAGAAAUUUGUUUCUAUUAAAUGGGAAAUUUAUUUAGUUAACCUCAUCGAAUACCUUAACAUUUGUUAAGGCGUUCGAUAAAGUUGAGGUUUAAGUAUAUCUUGCAAUUUGUUAUUUUCAAUGGGAAAUUUAGUUUUAUUUAUUAAGUAUCUCUCUUUCCCAAUGAAAUACGAUAUAUAUUCUACACUUGUGCGGUAAGAACUUCUGGAAGAAGUAUAAAGACGGAAGACAACAAUCUGUCUAACUACCUUUGGAAAUCUUCCCUCUUACCUGUCUUGCAAUUUAGGUUUAUUUUUUAUUUUUUUUUCAAUGAUAAGUUUAUUCAUUUUGAGGUACCUCUCAUGACAAAGUACUACGAUGUAGUCUAUGCUUGCUUCUUAAGGAUUUUUGGCAAAGCUAGGAACGGAAGAUACCCCAUUGUCUAAUUUUCAUGGUACAUCGUUAUCUAUAUAUUGUCACCUCCAUUUCUAUAAGCUGUAUGGAUAGGAAGCGCGUCUCUUGUUCAUUUCUCGAAGGUCAGGAUAAUUGUCUGCUGCAAAAGGAGAUAAUCCCAUGUAAUUCCGACAAAUAUCUCGCUUCACCAGGGAAUAACUUCCUGUUAGGUCGCUAGGAAUUGCUUGUUCAAAGUGCAGAAUCUUCGCAAUUGUUGGAUCGCUUAAGGUGGACUUUGGUGAAACUAGACAAAAGAUGGAAAAAAAAUCGAUUCUUUUGCCGGUUUCACUCGGUGUGCGAAUUUAACUAACGAGGGUCCAGCUCUGACGAAGGAACUUAGGAACGCACUUGGAUCACGCACUUCCUUUUUCUCUUUGUUUGCUUUCAUACGCCGAUGUUUGUUGGACGAGUCCAGCUGUUGCAACUGGGCUAAUCCGAACGCUGGGAGACAGAAAUUACACCCUACGGUUUUAGCUAAGAACAUAAGCAAAUGUACACGCACUACUAGAAGCGCAAUUUAAGAGCCAGUACAUGGUACAAGGACCAAUUUCCUUUAAUUUCCCUUAUCACGAGUACUUUUGGAUCUUCGGGUCUUCUAAUUUAUGCGACGAAAUGCCGCCAAUAACGAAAUUCAGCGUCCAGACGAUUCGCACAUUCACGAUGGCAAAUAUCUUUAGAUUCGUCCUCGCGUUCAAAGCACUGUAAAGGCGCAGGUCGGCCAUUUUGAAUUCCCGGCGUCAGAAGCGAAGAAAUAGUGUUAAUUUCCGCCGGGUAUUUGGCUCAUUUUCUCACGUUUGGCGAUGCCCCGAGCACAGAUAUGAAAGAAUAACACAUUUCGAAAAUAUCUAUUCCCUUUUUCUCCUGAUUUUCGUGGUAAAAUACCUUUUUUUGUCGCGGAAUACCCAGUGGAAGUUUCGCGCGGUUUCCUCGACUCGGGCGGCACAAUCCAAUAUGGCCGCCAUGGCGUCGCUGGGCCUUUAAGGGCGAUUGGGGUCUCAAGAUGGGAACGUAGAAGGUCGGGACCUCCUCUGGUAGACUUAUUUUUGUAUCGUCUCUGCAGGCAGCGCGUGACAAUUCGUAAACGUUAAAUGACAAAUGCACGCGUGCUGGCACUCGGAAGUGCGGACUCUUUUCUAACGGCGAUGCGAGAUCACGAGUGCUAUUAGAUUUCUACACUUGUAAAGCGGAGUUUUUCGAAAGACCGGAGGUCUGCAGGGCCCUUCCGAGGUCGAAGGGCGAUGAGAGGGACGUUUCACCGACGGAAAUUAAAAUCUAGGAGAAGGAAUAUUACCAAACUCUCGAGAAACAAGAACAUCGCUCCUGCGCAGAAUCAAUGGCGUCGUUCGGAGCGGAUCGUCUCUCUCAUCGUCAGGGCGAAAUCGUUAUAUUUUACGAGAAGGGAAAGGUAAAUAAAAAAUCAAGGGACCGAGAGGACGUCCGGUCGUGCCGUGGCUCGAGCUUUUUAUUUAACGUUAAACUCGCCCAGGAAUUUCGUAGCUUUUAUAUAUAACAAUAUAUCCGAGACGACCGGGAGACAAGCCCGACAAGGGCCCGCCCUGUUACAUCGUUCUCUCCUUGAUUCUCGAGCUAGUUAUUAAUUAUUUAGCCGUUCCCGCCUCGGGCUCUGAGGCGACAGCUACAUAUGUAUAUCGUUAUCGACUAUUACAAACAAUUGGAGGGCGAGGAGGGAGUCCGCGGGUUUUUCUUUAUUUGUGGAACUCGCUCGAGGUGCCCAAGAACCGGGUCCAUCUUGGAGACAUGUAAGACGAGCGACCGAAAGAAAUCCAGAAUUUUCUUCCGUCACUUGUCUAGAUAAUUAUCGAAAUCACGGACUUCCUUGCGAGAAGACUUCGCUGAACCUGGCACUCGCAAAUAUUCCGUUCUCUUGGGGAUCUUCUGUAAUAAACAUCCCUUUAGAUCGAGGGACGAGUAACGGCCAGUCGGCCAUAUUGAAUCGCGACGUUAGAUCGAAGAAUUCCCAUGAAAUUCCCAUAUAGGACCCGAUUUACCACGUUUUCGUCGAUAAGUGGAUACCGUAUUGAUUAGGAUGUGUAAAAUGUGUCAACUGGUCGGUAUUUGCGAUGAUAUUGCGUUUAUUAUCGAAUUAUCGCCUCAAAAUCGUAAGCCUUGCGGUUGGUCUAACGCGUCGAUUUUCCGAGUGUAAUAACUCGCUUUUUAAUGCACAAUCCAUUAGAAACUGAUUAGCUGACACAUUUCUAGAUUCUCUGGUUUCUUUAGACGUAAUCUCCGCCAGCAAAUGCCAUUUGCUCUGCGAAAAAUACCCCCGGGGAAAUUUUACGGGAUUUCUUCGUCUCCGAGUCGGAAAAUCCAAUAUGGCCGCCUCGGCUUUACAAGUCCUUAAGUAAAUACGGCACGGGAAGUUGAUUUUCUUUAACCCCAGCCAGCUCGAGGAACCCUGUAUAACGUCAGGAGAGGAUGAAGAGGAUCUUCUCGAAGCUCUUAAAGAAAACUUGAGGUUUUUCCUCGAUGGACGUUCCGUGUAAUCUUGGAGGCACCUCGCGCGACAACGCGGACAAGCUCUCGCCAGAGAUGGGCAUCUGCGAUCGUUUCUAUUUAAUUGCUCGCCAAUGACUCGGUUUCCCUGCUCCGAAAAAGCGACAUCCACUCGAGGCUCUUUGAAUAUAAUUUCUUCGGAAAUACCAGCCGCCACGUAAACGCGUUAAGAGCUUCGCGACGAGUUUCUAAGUCGAUUGGUUCUUCCCCUUUUUCCCGGGAAAUGGGUGUCCAUCUUUGGCUGACGCAAUCGUUGGUUUUCAUAUUAUUUUUAUGUAAAUACAUAAAUAUAUUCUCUAUAGAUUUAUUAUAGGUUGUAAUGUACACAUAAUCCAUACUGUAUUAUACUGAUAAUGAUUUGUGGUAUAUUAAAAGUAUAUAUAUAUAUAUAUAUAUAUAUAAAUAUAUAUAAAUAUAAAUAUAGGAUAAAGAUAUAUAAUUAUGGUUUACGAGAGAGGAGGAGCGAUGCAUUUUCGAGACGAAUGGCGGAAGGAGGCAGAGAGACGAUUAGAGGACGAAGGCACUGAUAAGGAUGGAAAAGGGAGGGAAAUAUCGCGGUUUCCUGGAAUUCUCGUUCAUGUACAACCCCCCCGACUCACGAUUGCAGGCACGACCUCCGCGACACACUAAUCACAAUUGCAUAAGCCUAUUAUUAAGGAGAAAUAAGUCUAGAGACCUAUCGAGCAUAUAUGGUAGUACGGCAUUACGCAUCAAAUGCUAAUAUAUGAUGGUGAUUUGCAAUGAGUUUAUGUUCGUUUUUAUUGUUUUCUGUACAAAGACUUAAUUAAACGAUUUCAGUCCCA